Messenger RNA from Momordica charantia (bitter melon), 3176 nucleotides. Its product is annotated as Protein kinase superfamily protein. The record is from RefSeq and is a predicted model, not a curated record. Gene Ontology annotation, molecular function: ATP binding; protein kinase activity. NCBI's taxonomy places the organism in Eukaryota, Viridiplantae, Streptophyta, Magnoliopsida, Cucurbitales, Cucurbitaceae. Gene Ontology annotation, biological process: protein phosphorylation.
GUCUCCCGCAAUUCUCCCAUUGGAAUCCGCUACGAUGAGGCAAUCGGCUAAUCCUAGAGGCUAUGAUUAUUCCCCGUGGAUUCGAUUGUGUGGUAAUUUGUCAAUUUGUGUGGCAUCGCCACGUUAAUCUGUGAUCUCUCUCUGAGCUUCCAGGCCAAGUUACCAUAUACUCUCUUUUCCAAUUUCCCUUCCCACUCCGAUCUGCCCUCAAAAACCAGCUGCAUUUCUAGUCCCUCCACUUGGGUUGACUCUCCCUCUCUCUCUCUCUUAAUUACUGUUCCUUCGCUGCAUAUUCAAUGUUUUUUUCUUACCCAGCUAUAAGUGCUGUGCCAUUAUCCUAUUCACCCUUCUUCUUCUUCCUCCUUCCCAUCUCCGGUGUCCUCCAUUGCAACCCAAGCUUCCUUUUCAGCUUCCUCUUUACAAACCCACCAUUCUCACAUACCCAUUUACCCAAAUUUUCUUUCCCCAUUACAUUUUCUUUGUAGAUUCUCUCGCUCUCUCUCUCUCUCUCUCUCUCUCUCUCACAGAAGUUAGCUUUUUGUCUGGUCUUUAUCUUGCAUUUUCUUCUACCAUUCCCUAAAUUGUUCCUGACCCCUUGAGGGCGCUAGCCCCUUAGUUACAGGCUUGUUUCGCCCGCCGUGUUCCCCGAGGGAAUCUGGUGUUUGAAGGGUCUAGUUUUGUUUCAGGUCGAUAUUGGGCUAUCUAUGCUUAUUGGGUCCCCGUUGGUUAAAAUAGAAGCCCUUUCUCUGCUUCUGUGGGAUCUUAAAGAGGAAGAUCAAGGGGGUUAGGCUAGAUCUGUUGAAAGGUGGAUGAAUGCUUUCUACUUUGAACCACUUUCCUCGCUUUAUUUAAUUUAUUCACAUUUCUCUUUUGUGUCUUUUACUUGAAUCAUAAGUGAUGCCUUCUACGUAUUUAUUCCCUUUUGUUUGAUAGAUUUAGACCCUUUUGAUUUCGCUAUUGGUGGGUUCAUUACUCUGGGUUUUCUUCUAUAAUGGGACAUUGAAUUUAUUUUGCUUUCUUCGUCAUCAUGACUUGUACAUACAAGUAUCGGUUGGGUUUCGUUUGGGAAAGAAUAGAAUCCAGCUGAAUGCCCAAUGCAGAUGUCGUAAUGUCUUGAUUUAUCUGCGGCUGGAACUUAGGGGGCCGACCCAGUUCAAAAUUUUGGCAUCUAGAGGGUCGGACCAUCAGCUAUGUCAUCCGGAAGUUCUUUGAAUACGAAAUUGUCAAAGAAAACUCCCUUCCUUGGUUUGUCCUUAUGGGUUUUGAUUUGCUUAUGCGUUGCUGCAUUUAUUGUUUUGAUUCUCGGUAUCUUAUCCGUAUGGGUGAUGUCUCGAAGAAAAACAAGGAGAUCCCCAGAAAACUUUUCUGUUUCUCAAAUACCAAAUGUCUCAAAGGACAUCAAGGUGGACAGAAUAGCGACUCAAUCUGCCCACCACAAUCAUCUUGAGAAUCUUUAUCUUUCCAUUCAUGAUAAAUCUAGUGAGAAAAACUCAGAGAAGAUGAUUGGCCAUUUGGGUAUGAGCAAAUCAAGCGACCCUGAUAAUAUAAGUCAAUGCAGCUCCAAUUAUCAUCACGAAAGGGUUUUCAGCUCACAUUCAGGAGAAGAAGGAAGCUCUGGGACUGUUAGAAAGCAGUCUUCCAUAACGUAUGGAGGGUAUGGAGGACUUGUGACUGCCUCUCCUCUUGUUGGCUUGCCCGAAAUUUCGCAUCUUGGUUGGGGUCAUUGGUUUACACUCAGAGAUCUGGAAUUUGCGACAAAUCGAUUUGCCCCAGACAAUGUGCUUGGUGAAGGAGGUUACGGGGUUGUCUAUAAAGGUAGACUGAUAAAUGGAACUGAGGUCGCUGUGAAGAAACUUCUCAAUAAUCUGGGACAAGCAGAGAAAGAAUUUAGAGUUGAAGUGGAGGCCAUUGGCCAUGUAAGACACAAGAAUCUUGUACGGCUCCUGGGCUAUUGCAUAGAAGGAGUUCAUAGGAUGCUGGUUUAUGAAUAUGUGAACAAUGGCAACUUAGAACAAUGGUUACAUGGGGCUAUGCGCCAACAUGGAACCCUUACUUGGGAGGCGAGAAUGAAGGUGCUUCUUGGCACCGCCAAGGCGCUAGCAUAUUUACAUGAGGCAAUUGAACCAAAGGUUGUCCAUAGAGACAUAAAAUCAAGCAACAUCCUAAUCGAUGACGAGUUUAAUGCAAAGGUUUCAGAUUUUGGAUUGGCCAAACUUUUGGAUGCAGGAGAGAGUCACAUCACGACUAGAGUGAUGGGAACAUUUGGCUACGUGGCACCCGAAUAUGCCAACACUGGAUUGUUAAAUGAGAAAAGUGACAUUUACAGCUUUGGCGUUCUUCUUCUAGAAGCAAUUACCGGAAGAGAUCCUGUCGACUAUGGCCGUCCUGCUAACGAGGUUAAUCUUGUUGAGUGGUUAAAAGUGAUGGUAGGCACAAGGAGAGCCGAGGAAGUUAUAGACCCAAAUCUUGAAACUAAACCCGCUACACGUGCUUUGAAACGUGCCCUUCUGAUUGCACUUAGGUGUGUGGAUCCUGAGUCAGAUAAGAGACCAAAAAUGACUCAAGUUGUUAGGAUGCUUGAAGCUGAUGACUACCCAUCACGUGAGGAUCGGAGGAGCCAAAAGAGCUGUACAACAAGCACAGAGAUUGAAUCCACGAAAGAGAUCUCCGGUCAAGCCGAGGUCGGAAGUAAACCAGGGGAAUCGCAAAGCAGAGCUGCAAAUGCAUGAGGGAUGAUGAGGAAGGUUUUGAAAGGAUUGGAGAAAUUUUCCCAUGUGAAAAGAAGCGAGCAGUUGAAUGGCUGAUGAUGGUCCAUUUGUUUCAUAGAGUACAUAUCACUGCACUGGGGAUUGAAAAAGGUGAGCACCCUUUUUAGAUAAGAUAAAAUUUAGUAGACAGAGAGAGAGAGAGAGAGAGAGAGACAGAAAAAAAAAAAAUUGUUUUGCAGACAUGGUUGAGGCCACUUGCUCUAUAAUCUCCUCUUUCACAUGAUUGUAAUUUCUGCCAUCCCCUCUUCUUUAUGAGAGAACACACAACUCUCUUUUUAUUGUUUUGUUGGUUUACUUCCCAUUUGUUAUUAUAAUUAUUAUUUUUUCUUGAAGAAUUUAUUUUAAUUUCUAUGUUUUAAAUGAAGGCAUCAAAAUGUUGAAGCAACAAGCAGAACCUUUUGGAUGGCU